AUGCCUGGAUGGAUCGAAGCCAAAGGCGAUGAUACUCCGGGACGCCCGCUGGGUGGCUAUAUUCGGAUUGACUGCUCUCACACCAUCACACGAAACGUGACAGAGCGGACGGGACCCCAUCCCUGGACUGUCGGCACACCAGCUAAUCUCCCCUUUGUCAUUCCUGAGCUCUCUGCUAUGGCGUGUUCAGUCGCUGUCGAGGACACCUUCGGUCCUGCGGUGGCUAGGUCAUGCCUUGGGGGCUUCGACUUCACUCUUCUUUUUGAGGAGAGCAUUUUGACUCUCCCAGCUCUGGGGAUUGCAAUCGCUUGGGCGUUCAUCCGCUUGCUGGCCCUGCGUGGUGAACCUGCUAAAAUCCGGUCGACAUGGAUCCUCGCACUGAAAAUGGCCACUUUUGGCGUCUACGCCGCUCUCCAGAUCGUCCUCCUGGUAUUAUAUGCGCCACAAGGAGCGCCGAAGACGAGACUCACGUUGGCCUGCAUUGCCUUGACCAUUGCUGGCUAUUUUGUUCUUGCCGCGGUGUCGUAUAUAGAACAUAUACGUUCCGUGCGUCCCUCUACGCUGCUAAUCGUCUAUCUGGGGGUAUCACUCCUCCUGGAUCUUGCGCGGACUCGCACCCUGUUCUUCAUCCAAGGCAGCUAUACCAUCGCCUCGGUCUUCCUGGCCAGCUACCUUGUCAAGACCCUGAGUUUCAUUUUAGAAGUUACCGAGAAGCGCCGCUUGCUUCAUGUUAAGUGGCAAGAUGCGUCUCCUGAAGCAACAAGCGGUGUUAUCAAUAGAGCCCUUUUCCUUUGGCUUAACGGCCUUUUCAUCAAAGGGUUUAGUACAUUAUUAACCGUCAAUACACUUACGCCUCUGGAUGACGAACUUCUUUCUGCAUCCGAGCCGUCCGAUCUCAUGGGAAAAUGGGAACAGGCCGACAAGUCAAGUAGACAUGCUUUGUUCUGGAUAUUCCUGGCUCAUUAUAAAUGGAGUAUUUUGGCUGGUGUUUUACCUCGCCUGGCCUAUACGGGCUUUAGCUUUUCGCAACCAUUCCUCGUCCAACGGGUGCUUGACUUUACCAGUGAAGAUCCACACGAGCAAACGAGGAACAUCGCUUACUCCUUAAUCGGGGCCUACGCUAUCGUCUAUAUCGGAAUUUCAUUAUCAUACGCAGUUUACCAACACAAGACGUAUCGUCUAGUUACCCUGUACCGCGGCAGUUUGGUCACUUUUAUAUUUGACAAAACACUGCGCAUUGACUCCUCGGUUGAAGACAAUGCAGAGGCAAUCACCUUGAUGAGUGCCGAUAUUGAUCGCAUUGACUCCAGUUUGACCCUUAUACACGAACUUUAUGCUGGUUUCAUCGAGAUUGCUAUUGCUCUCUGGCAAUUACAUAGACUUCUUGGGAUAGCUGUAGUAGCUCCUGUUGGGUGGAUCGUCGUCUGCUUGAUAAUAGGAAUACCGCUUGCCAAGGCCGCAGCCGAUGCUCAGAUUCCGUGGCUAGAGGCGAUAGAAGUGCGAUUAGCUUCAACUGCCAAGUCGCUCGGGUCAAUGAAAGCCAUAAAAAUGACAGGGUUGGCUGAGAUUGUGUCGUCCCAAAUCAGAGGGUUAAGAGUAGCUGAGAUUCGCGCGUCUCUCCGUCAUCGAGUUUUGAAUAUACUUGUCUUUGUUGCGUCUUUUUCGUCUUCUGAAUUGGCUCCGGUAUGGGGGUUUGCGGUAUUCAUCCUUCUUGCGAGGGCGAAUAACACGGGCACUUUAACGGAAGGUGUUGCGUUUGCCGCACUGAGCCUUUUUGAAUUAAUCAACCACCCGGUAUCAACUGUCAUUGGCGGUCUUGAAAGUAUCCAAACCAUUCUUAAUUCAUUUAAUCGCAUCCAGGAAUAUCUGGUAACCCAGGAGCGAGAAGACUACAGGACCCCUCUUACGAGCACAAGGGUUUCUUCGGAGUCAAGCCUUUCCCACUCGAAAGAGGGUGGUGACAUCAUGCUCAAGGAGAUCCAUAGCUCUGAUUUGAAUACCCCCUUGUUUGCUGCCAUUGUUGAAGAUGCAUCCGCCAGAUAUUCGGUAGAAGGCGACCCUGUUCUAAGGGACCUAAAUUUUCAAAUUCCUCGUGGUGAGGUGACCAUGAUUUUUGGGGCUGUUGGCUCUGGGAAAUCCACCCUUCUAAAACUGUUGCUUGGAGAAAUGCCAAUUACGUCUGGCUCGGUAGCAACGGGAUUCUCGAAGGCUGCGUACUGUCCGCAGUCCCCCUGGGCCACUUGGGGUACCGUCCAAAGCAAUAUUGUUGGCAUGGCCGCGUGGGAUAAGCAGUGGUAUGACACCGUAGUCUCUGCUUGUGCACUCUCUGCGGACCUUGAGGAACUAUCAAACGGAGAUCAAACCCAUAUAGGUACUCAGGGGUCUAGGCUAAGCGGGGGCCAGAAGAUGCGUGUGUCAUUCGCUCGUGCUCUCUAUUCUAGGAACGAUACCAUGAUACUUGACGAUGUCUUGACUGGACUGGAUCGAGCCACUGAACGGCACAUUCUGGAUGAGGUCUUUCGGCCAGAUGGCUUACUGAAGAAGCUAAAGUCUACCGUCAUUUUAGCUACAAAUUCCGCGAAUCAUCUGAGUUUCGCAGAUAACAUCAUUUUUCUGAAUGAAAAGGGCGGAAUUGCUCGACAAGGUACCCGAGAAAGUCUGUACAGUGACGACGACGAUAUCCGGAAGCUUGAAAGUCAGCCCCAGGCGGCAACGACAUCCCGAUUGGGGCCAGAGCUUUCCGAGGACGUUUUGCAAGAACUUGAAAUACUCGAAGAUCCGAACCUAGAAACCAGCCGCAAGACCGGUGAUAUGAAGGUAUACGCAUACUAUGCAAAGAAUGCGGGGUGGUGGACUAUUUCACUCUACCUCCUUGCAUGUGGUUUUUUCGUCUUCGGGGUCACAUUUCCUUCUCUCUGGCUGCAAUGGUGGACCAAUUCCAAUGCCACUCACCCAAACGAGCGUAUUGGGUACUGGCUUGGCGUAUAUGGCGCCCUUGCAAUGGUCACGAUUCUAGGCUGCACGUUAUCUGACAGUAUGUUCAAUUUAGUGGUCCUUCCUAAAACUUCUCGAAGGUUCCAUGAAGUAUUACUAACUACAACUAUGCGAGCUUCAACUUCCUUCCUCACGUCAACUGAUGCUGGCACUACGUCUGUUGACCAGUUCGUUUUCCAGUUCCUCGCGGCCAUCGUUUCAGGGGUAUUGGUCUUCAUCGGGGCAGGUUACAUAGCAGCUGCCAUUCCAUUUUGCAUUCUUGUGCUUGUCGUGGUUCAAUUUUAUUAUCUCCGAACAUCUAGGCAACUGCGACUCUUGGAUAUUGAAGCCAAAGCGCCGCUUUUCUCGCAGUUUUUAGAAACUGUUAGUGGUGUGGCAUGCGUGAGAGCGUACGGGUGGUCGCGAAACUACACGGAGCGCCAUUACAAGGCUUUGAACAUAUCACAGAAGCCAUAUUACCUGCUCUGGUGUAUCCAAAGAUGGCUCACCUUGGUCUUGGAUCUCCUAAAUGCCGGGCUUGCAAUCAUGCUCGUUGCAAUUGCAACCAACAUUCAAAAUGCAUCUACCGCCUUCCUUGGUGUGGCGUUGUUUAAUAUUGUGACGUUCAGCUCAACCCUUCAGACCUUGGUCACCUCCUGGACCCAGCUAGAAACAGCGCUUGGAGCAAUAAACAGAGUGCGCUCUUACGCAGAGGACGUUAAAGACGAGAAUCUACCUAACGAAGACGGUAACGUCACAGAGGACUGGCCGGAGUCGGGGGCAAUCAUGUUUCAAAACGUCUCUGCCUCUUAUGACUCGUCUCAAGAGCAAGUUCUGAAAAAUAUUAACUUCUCCAUCAAUGCUGGUGAGAAGGUAGCAAUUUGCGGUCGAACAGGCAGCGGUAAAUCAUCGCUCGUUUCUUGCCUCCUUCGUAUGCUCGAAAUGGACUCUGGUACCAUUUCUAUUGACGGUGUCGACAUCAGCACAAUUCCGCGGCAAGAAGUACGAAGGCGAUUGAACACACUCCCGCAGGAGCCGUUCUUUCUCUAUGGUAGCGUCCGCGAAAAUGUUGAUCCUCUACAACUGGCCACGGAUGAAGCCAUCAUAGAAGCGCUUCGUGCGGUGGGUAUGUGGGAGUUCUUGGAAACGCGUGGAGGGCUUGAUGAGGAACUUAGUGAUGAUAAAUUAUCUCACGGCCAGCGACAGCUGUUCUGCCUCGCUCGCGCGGUAGUCAAACGAGGCAAUAUCGUCAUUAUGGAUGAGGCUACCAGUAGUGUUGACGCCGAAACCGAUCAGCUUAUGGGAAGUGUGCUUCGUGAAAAGUUUAAGGGCAUGACCGUUGUUGCCAUUGCGCACAAACUUCAGACAGUGCUUGACUUUGACCGCAUUGUCUUGCUAGACAAGGGCACAAUUAUCGAAACGGGCAACCCUAAAGAACUCCUUGCUAAACCGACUUCAGCCUUCCACAAGCUCUACGAAAAACUUGCAUGCGAGGGUGAGAAGCGAGCUAGUGACGAUGAGAAGGCUGGUAGUGACGAUGGGGAGACUGCUAGUGAUGAUGAGACACUUGCUAGCAAGGAGGAGGAUGAGGAGGUUGCCGGCGAGGAUGAGAGGCCUGCAAAUGAGGACGAGAAACACGAAUAA
Molecule: messenger RNA, 4617 nt
Organism: Arthroderma uncinatum
Lineage: Eukaryota; Fungi; Ascomycota; Eurotiomycetes; Onygenales; Arthrodermataceae
Product: ABC transporter
Exons: 15
Coding region: 1-4617 (1538 amino acids)
Biological process (GO): transmembrane transport
Cellular component (GO): membrane
Molecular function (GO): ABC-type transporter activity; ATP hydrolysis activity; ATP binding
Source: RefSeq, a predicted model, not a curated record